Patiria miniata (bat star) is the source of this 1592-nucleotide messenger RNA. RefSeq names its product hydroxyacid oxidase 1-like (gene hao1). The record is from RefSeq and is a predicted model, not a curated record. The transcript has 8 exons. Gene Ontology annotation, molecular function: FMN binding; oxidoreductase activity. NCBI's taxonomy places the organism in Eukaryota, Metazoa, Echinodermata, Asteroidea, Valvatida, Asterinidae. Bases 454 to 1542 code for a protein of 362 amino acids.
CAUCUAGCAGAAUUUUGCAAUCAUUACGGUCACCCACAUCAUCGUGGAACCAGCUCGGAACACCAUCGCUCUCGAGCUCUCGAGUUCGAUUAAUAUAGUCAAAUACGGAAGGUUUUUCAGUAUUUUUACACCACGAUAUUCCAAAGCGAUACAUUAGGCCCUGAUGCUACUAUAUGGUGAGAUUUAUUAACAGACUCACUGUUAUUGUCCUCCGCUGGAAGAGCUUUUGAGACUCCUUUUUGGAAGGGAUUGGCGCGCGGUGAAUUAUGAAAUCUUCCAUUGACUGUUCACGAUCAUCAACCGCGCUGCAAACAUCAUGCCAAUCCCAGAUCCCACAAAUCGUCGUUUUUGGCACCGUACAAAGUGGAGGAAAUACAGCUCUAUGAGCGGUACAGACUGGUUGGCGUAGAUGGUUGACAGAAUUUUUGCUAGUAUGAGCUUAUUUCACUGCAGAUGCACUACCAUAAAGAUGCUAAGCUGUUUAACAAUAAAUUCUGGGUUGGCUACUUUUUUUCCCAGUCGUCGUCAGUUGAAGCUGAAGGGCGCCGUCAUUAUUUUCGAUACAGACUGAGACCCAAACUUUUGAGGGAUGUAUCCAAGCGAGAUGUCCGCACCAGCAUCCUGGGCCAAGAGAUUGCCUUCCCUAUCGCCGUGUCUCCUACAGCAAUGCAACGAAUGGCACAUCCUGAAGGGGAGGUAGCAACCGCGAGAGCUGCUACAUCCCUGGGAACAGGUGUGAUCCUGAGCUCCUGGUCCACGUCAAGCAUCGAGGAAGUUGCUGCAGGCUGUUCACCCAAUGGCCCUCGCUGGUUCCAGCUCUACGUCUACAAAGACCGCGAUGUGGUCCGAGACCUAGUGAGGAGGGCAGAGAAGGAGGGUUACACAGCUCUGUUCGUGACAGUUGACACACCUAUACUUGGCCGGAGACUAGCUGACGUCAGGAACAAGUUUGCCUUGCCCUCACAUCUCAGAUUAGCCAACUUUAGCACAAAACAACAGCAUUCCAGCGGGGUGAAGAGCAUGCAAGAUUCCGGCCUGGCUGCCUAUGUCGCCUCCCUGAUAGACCCAUCCCUCAACUGGGAACACAUCGAAUGGCUGAAAAGCAUCACUUCCAUGCCCAUUGUUCUUAAGGGAAUACUCACAGCUGAGGAUGCCAAACUUGCUGUGCAGCACAACGUUGAUGGUAUCAUGGUAUCGAAUCAUGGUGCACGACAGCUCGAUGGUGUUUUGGCAACAAUAGAUGCAUUGCCUGAGGUUGUGGAGGCAGUCCGUGGGUCCAAUGUAGAGGUCUACUUGGAUGGAGGAGUACGGAGUGGCACUGACGUCUUCAAGGCUAUUGCCCUUGGAGCAAGGGCAGUUUUCAUCGGUCGACCUAGUCUCUGGGGACUUGCGUAUGAUGGUGAGGCAGGAGUGAGGAAGGUUCUUGAGCUCAUUAGAGAUGAAUUCAGCCUUUCAAUGGCCCUAUCAGGUUGCACCUCUAUAGCAGAUAUCACACCGGAUCUUAUACAGAAAGACAGAUUCCUUGUCAUGGCAAAAAUGUAACAUGUGACCAAGGGGGGAUCUGGGGGGGGGGGACCAAAGGGGGCCAUGCC